ACCUGCCUGACAAUAGCGUUACACAUCAGUGUCAGUAAUUGCACUCAGGUGUUAGGAUCACUGAAUUCUAUCACAAUUUCUUUUUCUUCCCUGAAGUUGCUCCCUCCAAUUAGGACAGAAGCACCAUUUGUAAUGGCUACCACAGUAAUGGCAGCUCCGCCUCCUCCUGGUUGUGGCAACAUUGACCCCGAUUAUUAUUUCCUCUGUGACAUCUGUGAAGCCUGGGGCAUUGGACUAGCAACUGUGGCCGCUGCAGGCAUCCUGACCUCUUUGAUACUCUUGCUGUUAUUCACUGUGCUUGCUUGCAUAGUCAAAGACAAAAACAAGAAAAACAUGGUCCCCAUUCAGUUCUUCUUCAUCAUGGGCACUUUGGGAAUCCUCAGCCUCACCUUUGCCUUCAUCGUCCGACUUAGUAAGAAGACUGGCCCUGCUCGCUUCGUCUUACACGGGGUCCUUUUUGCCCUCUGCUUCUCCUGCCUUCUGACCCAUGCCUUCAACCUCAUUAGGCUAGUGAGAGGAAAGGUCCCUUAUUCACAACAAUCACUGCUGCUCUGUGUUCUUGGAUUCACAUUGGUUCAAGUUAUCAUAGCUGUCACAUACAUUGUCAUUAUGGUAGAAAGAGAUAACAUUGACUUGGCCAGAAUGGGAAGAGAACAACGCAACAAGGACUUUGUCAUGCUGGCAAUCUAUGUGGUUGUCCUAAUGGUCCUUGCUUUUGUAACUUCCAUGUUCACUUUCUGUGGGGCAUAUAAAGGGUGGAAGAAGCAUGGGACACACGUCUUUGUCACUCUGCUGUUCUCCAUAGUCAUCUGGAUUACAUGGAUCUCUGUAUUCCUGAGGAGUAGCAUGUCUUAUGAGACUAUUCAAAGCAAGUGGGAUGACCCUAUCAUUGGUGUGACUCUGGUGGUGAAUGGAUGGGUUUUCCUGGUGCUAUAUACAGUGCCAGAGAUCUGCAUUCUUGCUUCCCCAUUCAAGCCUGAAGACUACCCGCCAAAUAAAUCCACAGUCACACAACAGAGUGUUGAAGCAGGAAGCACUCAAGCACCCGAUAAAGAAGGUGCUGAGGAAGACGUCUUGCUUUCAGCAAAUGAGAAUUGUCUACAGCCAAAGAACCUAAAAUCCAAACCACGUAUCUCAAUCCCUCGGGCAACACUAGAUCCAGCCUACAAGCAAGAUAUUGUGGUGUGCUCUGAAUCCAAGACAGGACCAGCCGGAGGAAUAUAUUAGCAAUCCAGAAAAUAGCAGAUGUUUUGUUCGGUGAUGACUGUGCUUUUGUUUCUAGCUUUUGGUUCUCGGUUGACCUCUGCCCAAUUAAAGU
Anolis sagrei ordinatus is the source of this 1318-nucleotide messenger RNA. Its product is annotated as retinoic acid-induced protein 3-like. The record is from RefSeq and is a predicted model, not a curated record. Gene Ontology annotation, molecular function: G protein-coupled receptor activity; protein kinase activator activity. Gene Ontology annotation, biological process: G protein-coupled receptor signaling pathway. Lineage: Eukaryota; Metazoa; Chordata; Lepidosauria; Squamata; Anolidae. Gene Ontology annotation, cellular component: intracellular membrane-bounded organelle; extracellular exosome; plasma membrane.